Molecule: messenger RNA, 1394 nt
Organism: Hemibagrus wyckioides
Lineage: Eukaryota; Metazoa; Chordata; Actinopteri; Siluriformes; Bagridae
Product: alkaline ceramidase 2-like
Exons: 6
Coding region: 85-942 (285 amino acids)
Biological process (GO): ceramide metabolic process
Cellular component (GO): membrane
Molecular function (GO): hydrolase activity, acting on carbon-nitrogen (but not peptide) bonds, in linear amides
Source: RefSeq, a predicted model, not a curated record
UGUUAUUUAGAGCAGAGUGUGAGAGCAUGCAGGAGGAGGAGGAGAGAGGAUCCAGACUCGGACACAAUCAGCAGCAGGAGGAUCAUGAGGAUGUUGAGGAUGAUGGUGAUGGUGAACUCUGAGAGCUGGAGAGAUCAGCUCCUACCUGGUAGCUCAGAAGUGGAUUGGUGUGAAGGAAAUUAUCUCAUCCAUCCCAACAUCGCCGAGUUCUACAACACGGUCAGUAAUGUGCUCUUCUUCGUGCUUCCUCCUCUCCUGAUGCGUUUAUUCCAUCAGUAUGCUGUGUGUUAUAACCGUGGGAUUUAUGUCAUAUGGUUUCUGCUCAUGGUUGUUGGCCUGGGCUCGGCGUAUUUUCACGCUACACUCAGUUUUAUUGGUCAGAUGUUAGAUGAACUGGCCAUCCUCUGGGUCCUGAUGUGCGCUUUAGCCAUGUGGUUCCCGAAAAGGUUCCUGCCCAGAAUAUUUCGGAGACACAGUAGGUGUGGCUUUAAGCUGCUGGUGGUUUCUCUGGCGCUCGUCUUCACCUGUCUGGCCUUCGUGAAACCCGCGCUGAACUCAGUGUGUCUCAUGACUCUGGGGCUCCCCUGUACAGUACUGAUGAUCAAUGAACUGAUCAGGUGUGAGAACCAGCGUGUGUUUAAACUGGGUUUAAUCUCGGCGUUGUGGUGGUUUCUCGCUCUUCUCUGCUGGAUCAGCGACAGCAUCUUCUGUGAAGUUUGGUCCAAAAUGAACUUCCCCUACUUACACUGUGUUUGGCAUGUUCUCAUCUGUGUGGCCUCGUACCUGGGCUGCGUGUGUUUCGCGUAUUUCGACGCAGUGAGCGAGGUUCCAGAGCGAGAACCGGUUCUCCAGUUCUGGCCCAGUGAGCGCUGGGCUUUCAUUGGGGUUCCUUAUGUCACUCUACUGAACACACACCGAAAAUCCCACAACAAAACACUGUAAAGUCUCAGGAAGAGGAUGAAGGUGUGACAGGGCAGUGCCACAAUGAUGUAGUGACGAUGACAGAAUGACACAAUGACGUGUUGAAGGACGUUUUCAGACAUGAAGAUGAUGCAGGAUGAAGGUGAUGGAAUCAGUCUACCUCACACACAUCUCAACAGCUGGAUGAUGCUUUAAACACAACUCAUAUUUCUCUCAUUCCCUAAUGCUUUAAUAUUUCUGAAACAUUACUUUUUUUAAUGAAGGUUUAUAUUGUCAAUGAUAAUCACUUUCCAGAUUCUAAAAUAAGGUGAAGAUAAAUUAAUAAAGUCAUGUGACAGUGAAUAAACUCCAGCAUACUUUGACAAAUUGUGUUAUAAAAUUAAUUUCUAAAGACUGAGUUUAACAGUUUAAAUAAAUUUGGCAUUUUUAAAUUCAUUAAAUCUGAUUUAUUUUAUGCAAUGCAUUUUUUAAAU